AUGGAAGAGUUUUUAAAAAACAUUAAUAGUGAGCAUUUACUUCCUACAUUUUUAGAACACAAUAUUUCUAUUUUACAAAUGGAAACAUUAUUUAUAGACAAAGAUAUUCUUAAGGAGUUAAUUCCUAGUAUCGGUGAUCGAAUAAAAUUCAUAAAGGAAUAUGAAAAAUUUAAAGAGUUGCCCCAGAUAACCUAUCAUGAGGUUUUGGAUGAUGGAAUGUUAACUACUAGUACUUUUCCCUUGACUUCGACCUUAACUUCUGACAGCGAGAGCGAAGUCAUCGUACUACUCGAAAAUAAGCAGGUUUCCAAAAAGGAAGAUUUUGAUUUUACGCCUAAUAUGCCUGAUUUUGAUUUAACUGAAGUCUUAAAUAAAGCUCCAAUGGGACCCGCAAUACUGCUAUAUUAUAAGAAACACAAUAUUUUAAAUAAUACUUUAAGAGGACAUUUAGUUGAUAUCAUAAUGAGGCAUAUUUUUGAUUUCCAUGUCAAACACCGUUUAGCACAUAAAGAUUAUUUAAAAAUUAGUGAUAAAAUACAAUCAUUAUUUCCAAGAGAAUCUGGAAAUUUGUAUUAUAUAGCAGGGAUAAAAAAAAGUAUAUCUCCAAAUAAUAAAUCAGUUUGUGCAAAGGGCAAAUUAAUUGACAAGGCCAAAAAUUUGAUAUUUAAGGGAGGUUAUGCAAGACCUACCAGGAAACGAAAGAUUCAAGAAAAUGAAACUUUGCUAACACCAAAUAUAGAUUUUAAUUCAAUCGAUUCUUAUUUAUGGCUUAAGACUGGUAGAGAACCCUGGUCGGAAGUGGUUCAACAUUGGAAACAGACAAUAGGCUUACGUCAAAAUUGUACAGUCGCUAAAGUUUUCGAAUUUAUUGAAACCUGGCCUAUUUUAAAAGAUAUUAGGUCAUAUAGUUUGAAAUUGCACUUUCAGAUUGAAUCUGACUUUGAAGAUAAUUUUAUAAAUAAAAGAUUUUUAUUAAUUAAGAAUUGGGAUUCAUUUAUAAACAAUAUUAUUCAAUAUAAAUCAACUGACGCUGAUAUCGAUAUCUUAAAUAUAAACCAACUUACUGAAAGUUCUAAGACAGUCGCACAAAUAUCUUUGUUAACAAAACUCGUUCCACCCAAAGGAAGAAACAUUAUUAAAAAUAAACACUGGAAAUUUUCAACUCAGGAAUCAACGGACUCAAUAAUUACUCAUGCUUAUAGCGCGGCACAAAUUCAAGAAAUAAUAGAUUUGCAAAAGAACAAGGCUGUGGCUAAAAAUAUAGCUGUUCAGCCUUAUUUAUUAACAGUGGGACCUUUGGAUGCAAUAACCACAACCUACAUCAUUAUUGAUACUAUUACCUACGAGACCCCCCAUGCAUGGCCUCCCUUUGAACCAGUGGCGGAUUUGAAGGUGAGGCAAGGGAGGCGACGCCUCACCUAG
This is a messenger RNA of Brassicogethes aeneus, 1422 nucleotides long. The record is from the annotation of a GenBank genome assembly. NCBI's taxonomy places the organism in Eukaryota, Metazoa, Arthropoda, Insecta, Coleoptera, Nitidulidae.